Molecule: messenger RNA, 105 nt
Organism: Fusarium venenatum
Lineage: Eukaryota; Fungi; Ascomycota; Sordariomycetes; Hypocreales; Nectriaceae
Source: RefSeq, a predicted model, not a curated record
AUGUCUACCUUAGUACUUGCCUAUACUGGGCCGUCCACCGUUGGUUGGCGUUUCUGCAUGUCCGGCUCGUCCCAAUUGACUAUGGGUGGCUUGACAAUCCCAUAA